Molecule: messenger RNA, 4236 nt
Organism: Lodderomyces elongisporus
Lineage: Eukaryota; Fungi; Ascomycota; Pichiomycetes; Serinales; Debaryomycetaceae
Gene: NUD1
Exons: 2
Coding region: 1-4236 (1411 amino acids)
Molecular function (GO): protein binding
Source: RefSeq, a predicted model, not a curated record
AUGUUAACUGCUAGCCACUUAACCGACUCUUGUUUCACUAAUUUAAAGAGGACAGAAAUACUUGAAACUCGGAUCUUACAUAAUAUGGAUUCAAUUGCAGGUAUCAGUAAGGACUAUACAGAGAGAGAAGACAUUCUAGAACAGAACAGAUCAGAUGAAAUAAUAACGGCGGGUAUUAGCCAAGGACUUUCACAACUUGAUCUAAAUCUGAACGACCAACAAAUUAAGAGGCACAAAGAGAAGAAAGCGGAAGAAGAAGAAGAAGAAAGAGGCAAAGAAAAAGAAGAACCAAAACAAGUGAAUUCUCUAAAAAACUUUAGUCAGAAAUCAGAAAAAAUGGAGAAUGGAAAUACUCUUAAUCAUGUAGUGAAGAAAACGUCGUCACAACCAUACCUUGCUCCUCGACAACAGUCUGUAUACCAAAAACAACUUCGGUAUAGACCAAAUGACAGCUUUAUAUAUAAUAAGAGCUCAACUUCAGCCUCAUAUAUCGACCAUAAUAGCCAGCAGCAGCAACAACAACAACAACAACAAACGACAAAAGUGUCUUCCAAGCAGCCUUUUAAGCAGCCUUCGCCUCAGUCGUCGGUACCAAAUACAUUCCAAUACAAGAAACACCCUAAUGCGAAAUCUAAGGACUUGAAAGCGAGCUUUUUUACUGAAGAAGAGUCCCAUGUUGAGAAUGAGCAUGAGCUUGAGCAUGGUCAUGCCCAUGAGAACCUGGGUGACGUAUAUCAAAAUAACAAUAAUAAUGAUAAUAAUAAUAAUACACCCGAUUGGAUGCCCAAGGUCUUAGAAGAUAAAUGGCCAUCAUCUCUUGAAGCCAAUCACUACAAUGGUGCAUUGUUUAAUAACACCAACAACAACACCAAUAAUAUACAUAUUAACAAUACUCACGCCAACUUUCUACAUGAAGAUCCUCAAAAUUCGGUAGAAUUUAAUCCAUCAAAUACUAUUUUGCAUAACUCCAAUAUCCAAACAAUCGAAACCCAGCCCUGGCAAGCCCGAUCCAAGCUUGCAUCGAAAAGCUUGCAGCAGAUAUUUCAAGAUACUACUGACGAAAGCACCAACGACAAUGGCAACAGCAACGGCAACAGCAACGGCAACAGCAACGGCAACGGAAAUGCCUCAAUCUCAUCAGUGGUAUCCACACCUGUGGAAUCAAUCAAAAAAGUGGAUGAGACUACCACCGCAGCCGUUGUUGCUCCCACUACUGCCCAUAAUGUCAUUGACGAGAACAAUUCCCAAAAUGAUAACAAACAAGAGCCAAUCACGCUAGUAAAAGAGCAGAAAACUCCGGCUGCUCCAACAAGAGGGGGUUCACCGGUCAAGUUAUUUGGUGCUACAUACGAUACCUAUACAAAGAAUGCAUUAAACGGACUUUUAGUCAAUGUGAAAUCCAAUAAAAACACGCCUGCGUCAAAUAAAAAGCGCCACGAAGUUGGAGCUUUGAAAGCACCAUUAGCUCCCAAUUUUCACUUGCAAAACACUUCUGAGGUAAAGAGAAUUAAGGAAUUUACCAAAACAGGAUCAUAUACCGAUAAAGCAUAUCAUGAUAAUGCCAACAAUAUAUAUUCCAAAGUCAAGCAACGAGGAUUCAACCUACACGAGCUAUCAAAUGUCAAGGCAGUUUCACAAAGUACGGCAACCUCAACGCCAUUAAAACCUAGAAGCUCUAUAAAUUUUGGCGAAAUUGGUGAUAACGAAGACGAUUAUGCCUCGUUUACUACUGGCUACAGCUCGGGAGAGCAGAGUAGCAAUAUUGACUCAAAGGAAGAGAAUGAUAGUGAAAAUGCAAUGACGUAUACUUCUGCUACAAGAAAUACCUUUGAUCCUAGUUUGGACUCCUCUGAAGACAGUCUGUUGCAACAACAACAACAACAACAACAACAACAACAACAGCAACAACAGCAACAGCGACAUCAGGUAGCGGGUGGGGGCUUGAAGAGUAAUCCACUCCAUGCACGAGAUGAAGAACUAAAACACAGAAAUGAUGGUGAUAACGACUCUGAAUAUACACUAGAAAGCUCUACAGAUCUCAUGGAUGAGUCGCUUCGGACAGUUGAACUACACUUGCCACAAGAUUCGCCAAAACGUAAACAAAAGAGGCGCGAACAACACUACCAAGAUAAUAUUGGAGUGAUCGAUUACCUUGAUAGAAGCAGCCCCAAGGCCUCUUCGAUUCUUGGCAAAGAUCUGCCAAGUCUACCUGAGCAUACUCCUGCAAAACCAGUUUGGAAGUCAUUAUCACGUCUCAAGUUGAAUGGACCAGUUCCUCAAUUGCCUAAUCAUAUCUCUCCUACAAAUUAUCAACCUGAGAAAUAUGGAGACAUGGUCUAUGAUGAGAAAAACAAUAGGUGGGAAGCCAUAGGUGGACUCCGAGAAAAUACUUUGGAUAAAAUUGACGACUUGGUAGAUGAUGAUGACGACUUGGUGGAUGCUGAUGAUGCCGGUGGAGGGCUUCAAAUACCACUAAGUGUUUUGAAAAAGGAUAAGGUCAGGAAGCGACAGGAUAAUUUGGAAGUCUCUUUUAUUGAUGAAGCAUCGAUAGAGAAGCUAGACAUGAAGAGAAACUCGAUGCAGGAAGAGGUAAAGAAUGAUAACGCAGAAGUAGAAGAUGAUGAUGAUGAAGAAGAAGAAGAAGAAGAAGAAGAAGAAGAAGAAGAAGAAGAAGAAGAUGAUGAUGAGGAAAUGAGCGGGAUCCCACUAGGAGAAGUGACUGCACUCUCUCAAGUGAAAGAUACUUCAUAUUCUGAGUCGAAAAUGCAAUUAGUUUCCGUCAUAAAUGAUGCCUUACAAGAACAAAAUGUAAAUACCCAUUGGAUUGAUCUCCAAAACCUUGAUUUAUCCAGCUUUGGGCUCAGGAAUGUUAAAGAUCUUGAUAAAAUGUUUCCGAAUUUGGUCAAAUUGGAUUUGUCUCAUAAUGAGAUUAAAUAUUUAGCAGGUGUGCCACGAGGUAUAUUAGAAUUGAAUUUGGUAUCAAAUGAAAUUGAGAAUCGUACUUCUUUUGAUAAGUUUGUUCGAUUGCUCCAUUUAAACCUAGACUCAAACUUCUUAACCAGUUGUGAUAACUUGUUCAACAAUAUGACUUUGACAACUUUAACCCUAUCGAACAAUGCAAUUCGAGAUAUAUCUUGCUUGCUGCAGUUGAAAUAUCUCACUACAUUAAAUAUUGCAAAUAACCAAAUACAGGGAGUAUUGGAUUUUACAUCGUGGCAUCUUGAGAAAUUGGAAGUGUUAGACUUGUCUAAAAAUAAAAUUGCUUCGAUUGUUGGUCUUGAUAGUUUCCAAAAUUUGAGGGUACUAAACGUCAGUGACAAUUUAUUAAAAACUCUCGACUGGCUGAACUCAACACUUUGCAAAUUAAGCGCGAGCCGCAACAUUUUAGUUAAAGCAGAUUUAAAAGGUAUGCCAAAUUUACGAAGUAUAACACUCGAUGGCAAUAAUUUGAAGUCGAUAAAUGUUUCGCAUAAUAACGUUAUAGAGCAGUUGUCGUUGAAAACCCAACCACGUCUAUUCGAUAUGAACCGGAAACGUGGUACUGGGGGUGUUCGUGUUCGUGUUAGUGACGAAGAAAAUGUCUUUCAAAAUGUUUUGGAGAUAACUAAGUUGGAUAUUUCAGGAAACACAUUCCCCAAUUUUGAUCAGCCAUUCCGCUUUGUCAAGAGCGUGUCGAUGAUGGCCAUGAAUUUUUCAAAGUUACCGGAUGAAUUUAGUCAAAUUUUUCCAAAUGUGCAAGAAUUAAACUUGAAUUUCAAUACGAUAAAGUCACUUGAACCACUCUCGGGACUAUCGUUGAAGAAAUUGUACUUGGUGGGAAAUCACAUUGCAACCGUUUCAACAGUGGUUAAACACCUUAGGUUUAGCAACAAGACUUUAUUGGAAUUGGACUUGAGAUUGAAUCCACUCACAAAAAACUUGUAUCCAUAUGUUUUUGUUGAAGAUGAAUUGGAAAACGGUGCAAUAAAUUUGGAAACUUCAGAAGACAUCAACAUUUUCACCAGUCGCCUUGAAGAAAUCGAUGCUAACGAAUGGAAGGAGAGGAAUCAUGAGUAUAUCCUGCUGGUAAUGCAUGAAACCAAUCACGCUAGGUUUGUCGAUGUGCUCAACUAUACAUGUUAUCCGCUUGUUUUGUUCAAGAAUAUCAAUGUUCUCGAUGGGAUCCGGAUAAAGAAUAAAUUCAAGAACAUUGCUUACCGGUACUACAGAAAAUUGCAUCCAAGACAAGAUAAAUGA